Drosophila erecta is the source of this 989-nucleotide messenger RNA. Its product is annotated as protein AF-9 homolog. The coding region runs from base 142 to 846 and encodes 234 amino acids. The record is from RefSeq and is a predicted model, not a curated record. NCBI's taxonomy places the organism in Eukaryota, Metazoa, Arthropoda, Insecta, Diptera, Drosophilidae. The transcript has a single exon. Gene Ontology annotation, biological process: regulation of DNA-templated transcription.
UAGCCUUUCCCGUCGCACUCGAUUUGAAAGCCACACCAACCGAACACGUUAGUUCGCUUCCGAUUUUUGUGAUGCUCCAAGGGAUCUGGUCGUAGAAAAUUUUCAGUAGUGCACAAAUUGGGUUUAGUUAUUCGAAUCGCGAUGAGCUACACAAACCUCCUGCGCCAGCAGAAUGUGGUGGACGACUGCCAGCGAGUGAGCUGCAAUCGCAGUCCAACGGCCACGCUAACCGGCCGCUGCGUCAUCAGCCUGGACAUCGUGAUCGGCUGCCGGAUGGAGCAGUGCGACCCGGACAUGCCCUACAUGCUGGAGCCGACGUGGGGCGUCUAUCUGCGCUCCGGCCGGGAUGGCGGCGACCUGUCGCGCUUCGUGCGGCGCGUCACCUUCAAGAUGUCGCCGCGUCUGCCGCUGCGACUCCACGUGGCGGACAGCGCUCCGUUCGAGAUCGGUGAGGUGCUGGGCACCGACUUUCCGGUGGAGGUGCAGGUGCAGUACACGGAUGCCCGCAUGUCCGCCACCUCGUACAUCUUCCGGCCGCGGGUGGUGCACGAGGGUCACGCCGGCAUCUGCGAGGAGAUGCUCGACAAGAUGAUAUUCGUGAAUCCCACGCCCUCGAUGCGACACAGUCUGGCGCCCGUUCUCGUGCCAGGUGGUUCGCCCAGGGCCAGGGAGCUCAACCAGUCCGCGAUGGAGCUUCCCGGCCCGGAGAUUCCGGGUGAGCGCAAAGAACAGGACCGCGACCGGGAGCAGGUGGGCGAUGUGGCGCGACCUCCGCAGCCGCCGGCCAAGCAGCUCAAGAACCGCCUAAGUGUGGGCAUGCCCCAGCCGCCCAUCGGCAAUCGGUAGCACAACUAUUGGACAAUGUUGGAGGAACAACCGAGCAAGUUGCCUGCAAUGGCAUGCGAAAAUGUGUGCAGUUGUUUGAUUGGAAUUUGAUGUGUUUUGGUCUGCCCAUAUAAGUUAUGAAUUUCAAAUUAAAGUAUGUUUGA